UCCCCUCUGAGUUGCCUUUAAAGAGCCACGCUGGAGCCAGGAGCUCUCCACAGGAUCCCUGGGCGAGAAACACUCCAAGGAGAGAAGACCUUUGGGAAAGCAGCCUCUCCAGCCUGACCAUGUCGACCUCCUUGCGGGUGAGCCCUUCGGUCCACGGCUAUCGCUUCGACACUGCUUUGCGCAAGAAAGCCGUGGCCAACAUCUUCGAGAACUUGGACCAAGAGUCCUUGGAGAAGCUCUUCAAACACUCCGGGGACCGGAAGGCUGAGGAGCGGGCCAAAAUCAUCCUGGCUCCAGACCAAGAACUGGAGGAGAAAGCCCGGUCACUCAUGGCUUUGAAGCAGAGGACCAGAGAGAAACUUUUCCAGUUCCUCAAGUUUGGGAAGCACUCCAUCAAAGUCCACUGAACCGUCUCCGGAAGAAGGUAGGACGGGAUGGAAAGAGCGCAAGUCCUGAGUCCAGGUGUCUCGCUUUUGGCACCACGGUGCCUCCAGAUACCACGAGGAAGAAGGAUGAUGGGAGAUGAUGAACUGUACAAGGAGCGAAGGGCUUUGGCCAGUGGGCCAAAUGGACAGCAGUCCCUGAGCCACGAAGGAAGGAGGACUAUCCACGGCACAACUAUGGCACAGCCACGGCACACACGACACAUUUUCCGGAGCCAACAAAAAUUCCACCAGACUGACAAUCUUUUUCUGCGACUUGUUUAUUGAAUGUCUAAAGCCUUCCGUAAGCCUCUUUGUUGUCUGUUGGGCUGAAAGGGGAUUAGAGAGCGAUCAGUGACUUUGUCUAUUUGCAUUUGUUUAAAAUGCACUAAGAGAAGCGCACGGUGUCUUUGGUGUUGUAAUGCACAACAACGCUCCAGGGAGAGGACAUCAUGAAACAGACUCUGAGUUUCCAUCUAGUUGCAUUGAAUGAACUGGGGAGGUCUCUUUGGGACAUUGAGUUCUCUUGAUAGCAAAAUACAGUUUCGAGUGUGUGUUUCGAGAGAGAAAAAACAAAACAAAAGAAUUGCAAGUGCCUUAAAUGCAAUUCUCGCUGUGAAUUUUACAGACAAUGUUUGCAACAAUGCUGUAUUUUUGGCCUUUGCAACUGCUCAUCUGUGCCACAAAUAAAUGAUAAGUUUGAUAGAAA
Anolis carolinensis (green anole) is the source of this 1131-nucleotide messenger RNA. RefSeq names its product transcriptional and immune response regulator (gene tcim). Bases 120 to 407 code for a protein of 95 amino acids. Gene Ontology annotation, cellular component: cytosol; nucleus. The record is from RefSeq and is a predicted model, not a curated record. Gene Ontology annotation, biological process: endothelial cell activation involved in immune response; negative regulation of Notch signaling pathway. Lineage: Eukaryota; Metazoa; Chordata; Lepidosauria; Squamata; Anolidae. The transcript has a single exon. Gene Ontology annotation, molecular function: Notch binding.